Messenger RNA from Triticum dicoccoides, 1746 nucleotides. RefSeq lists its product as uncharacterized. The record is from RefSeq and is a predicted model, not a curated record. Lineage: Eukaryota; Viridiplantae; Streptophyta; Magnoliopsida; Poales; Poaceae. The transcript has 6 exons. The coding region runs from base 1 to 1746 and encodes 581 amino acids.
AUGGAUGAAGAUGACAAAGUUGUUUCGCGGGAUGAAGAAACUGUAAUUGUACAUGAAGAGAAGAAGAAGAAGAAACAGAAGCUUCCAGUUAGGAGAGGGCCUACAACAAGGUCACAUUCAAGUGUAGUACCAGAGGAGGAACCUGAUUUCAAACCUUCAUCUGAUGAAGAAGAGAAAGGAUUGUUGAAGGAGGCUGAUGAUGAUGUUAUAAAAGGUGAAACUACUUUUGUGAUUAAGAAGAUGAUAAUUAAGCAUACUUGCCCUAUUAGUACAGAGACAACAAGGGUAAGUGCCAAGUGGCUUGCACAGAAGUAUGAGUCACUGUUCAGAUCUGAUCUAACAACUGGCAUUCAGACUUUGAUUGAUGCUUGCAUGGAGAAGUAUGGUGUGGAUGUGCCCAAGUCAAUGGCAUAUAGAGCAAAGAACAUAGCUAUUGAUGCUGUGCUAGGAGACCACAAGAAGCAAUACCCUAGGUUGAAAGACUAUGCUCAAACAGUGAUGGAUACAAACCCUGGGAGUAGAGUAGUAGUCACUACUGUAACUCCAACACCCACUGAAAAAAUCCCCCAUCCAGGUCCAAGAUUCCAUGCUAUGUUCUAUUGCAUCAAUGGAGCAAGGGAGGAGGGGUUUCUCAAGGGGUGCAGACCAUUCAUUGGUGUUGAUGGGUGCUUCAUUAAGUUAACUACUGGUGCUCAACUACUUGCUGCCACUGGUAGAGAUGGCAACAACAAUAUAUACCCACUAGCAUUUGGUAUUGUUGGGCAAGAGGACACAACUAACUGGUGUUGGUUUCUACACCAACUUAAAAUCUGCCUAGGAGGAGAAGAGGGACAGUUUGGUCCAUAUACAAUAAUGCCAGAUAGACAAAAGGGCCUACUAAAUGCAGUGAAUGCUGUCUUUCCUAAGUGCAACCAAAGGUUCUGCCUUAGGCAUAUCUAUGCAAACUUCCAAAAUGCUGGGUUUAGCGGGGAAGAUCUGAAGAAGUGUAUGGAUAAUGCUGCCUAUGCAAAUAGUGAACACAAAUUUAACAUUGCAAUGAAUGACCUUAGAGCUGAAUGCCAGGAAGCUUGGGAGUGGCUUUAUCAAAUACCCAAGAAAACAUGGGCAAGGCAUGCAUUUGACACAAACUGCAAGACUGACCUUGUAGUUAACAAUUUGUCUGAGGUGUUCAACAAGUAUUUCCUAGAUGUUAGGAAGAAACCAAUUAGGACAAUGUGUGAUGGAAUAAAGGAUAAGCAGAUGAUGAGGUGGCAUAGGAAUAGGGAGAGUGGAAAGACAGCUAGAUGGGACAUAACACCCCAUUAUAGUGAGAAGCUAGAGGUUGAGAAGGGGAGGGCCAAAUAUUGCAAGCCAAUUCAAGCUGGUGUGAACUUGUGGCAGGUUACAAGUGGGCAGCAAACCCAUGCUAUUAACUUGCAAGUGCACACAUGUGGGUGCAGAAAAUGGGACCUCACUGGCAUCCCAUCUUAUGAACCAAUGAUCUAUCCAGUUCCUGGUGAGCAUGACUGGACAAAGACCCCUGGUCCAGACAUUGACCCACCUGCUUUUAAAGUGAAGAGAGGAAGAAAGAAAGAGAAGAGGAUCAAGGGGAAAUUUGAAGUUCCAAAGCCUAAGGACACAUCAAGAAUGGGGACUAUAACAUGUGGUAAUUGUGGACUGCAAGGACAUAGGUACACAAGCUGCCUCAAGCAGUUGAAGCCUGAGCUGGCUUUGAGGAAGAACAAACAUGUGGUAAUCCUCUUAUAA